This is a messenger RNA of Rubroshorea leprosula, 1962 nucleotides long. The record is from the annotation of a GenBank genome assembly. Lineage: Eukaryota; Viridiplantae; Streptophyta; Magnoliopsida; Malvales; Dipterocarpaceae.
UCACCCACCCAACAAUCCUUUAAUUCACUUGGACGAGUAUUACUGCUUCCCCACUUAAGUUGUACGGGAGAAGAUUUACUUGGUGUCAACCAAAUGGCAAUGCAAUGAGUAGACUCGACAGAUUCCUGCUAUCAGAAGAUUGGCUACUAAAAUGAAAAGACAUGAAACAAUGGGGCUUGAAAAGAGACAUCUUAGACCAUUGCCCUGUUCUGUUGAAAAAUGAGGUGAAGAAUUGGGGCCCCAAACCAUUCCGCUUAUUCAAUGCUUGGCUCCAACAUCUUGAAUUCAAGCCUAAGGUUGCUGAAUUAUGGAAGACAACUCACAUUCAGGGUUGGGGUGGCUACAUCUUGAAACAAAAAUUGAAAGAAACCAAAUCCUUCUUGAAAUGCUGGAGUAAAGAGAAAUUUGGUGAGUUGGACAAGAAGAUCAAGAAUUGUAAAGAAACCAUUGCUACCUUAGAUGACAAAGGGGAAGUUUUUACACUUUCAAAUGAUGAAUUGGAGACACGGAGGCAAGGCACCAUGGAUCUUUGGAGAAUCUUGCAGGAUAAGGAAAGCAUGCUAAAACAGAAAUCCAGGAUGUUGAGGAUUACAACAAGGGUGGCAGAGCAUUUUGAGCUUAUGUUCAAAGAAGAUGAAUGGAGGAGACCACGGUUGGAUGGUAUUGAGUUUAACAGGUUAUCAACAGAGCAGAAUGCCACAUUAAUCUCACAGUUUACAGAGGAGGAAAUAAAAAAAACAAUAUGGGCUUGCAACAACUCAAAAGCCCCAGGUCCUGAUGGUUUCACUUUUGGCUUUUUGAAGACUAUGUGGGAGGAUGUGCGGAAGGAAAUCUGUGAUUUUGUGGUUGAUUUUCAAAGAAAUGAGAAGCUAGUAAGGGGCUCAAAUGCCUCUUUUAUUGUCCUCAUCCCAAAAAAGGAAAAUCCUAUCAGAAUUGAAGACUACCGACCGAUCUCCUUAAUCGGGUACUACAUGAUGUCUCGCAUGGGGUUUUGUGAUAUUUGGAGAAAAUGGAUAAAGGAAUGCCUCAGCUCUAGUACAGUUUCAGUUUUGGUUAAUGGAAGUGCCACAAAGGAGUUCAAAGUUAGCAAAGGUCUUCGUCAAGGGGAUCCCCUAUCCCCCUUCCUUUUUCUCUUUGUUGCCGAAGGUCUAAACGGCAUUAUCAAUUCAGUUGUUUCAAAAAGCCUAUUUAAUGGAGUUCAGGAGGGGUCUAGCAACAUCACCAUUUCACAUCUACAAUUUGCCGAUGACACCAUCUUAUUUGGUGAAGCAAAUGAGCAAAACAUCAAAGCAGCCAAAAGCAUAAUGAGGACCUUCGAACUGGCUUCAGGGCUUAAGAUCAACUACAACAAAAGUACUUCGAUCGGAAUCAAUGUGGAUACAAAAGAGAUAAAUCAUUUUGCAUGCUUUCUACAUUGCAAGCCUGGAAAACUCCCUCUGCUGUACUUGGGCAUGCCAGUUGGCGCAUCUUUGAGGAAAAAGAGCACAUGGUCAACACAAGUGGCAAAUUUUGAAAGAAAAUUGACUGGUUGGAAUAACAGAUUUCUAUCUAUUGGUGGUAGGAUUGUUUGCAUUAAUUCUGUGCUUUCUAGUCCUCCCGUGUUCCUAAUGUCUGCUUACUUGAUUCCUAUGGGUGUGAUUAAGAAGAUUGACUCAAUUAGGCGGGCUUUUCUAUGGGGUGGUUGUGAGCUACCAAAAAAAAUAGCCUGGGUUGGGUGGGAGAAAAUUUGCAAAAACAAAAAGGAUGGGAGGUUAGGCAUUAAGGACCUUAGGAGAUUUAAUUUAGCUCUACUAGGGAAAUGGUGGAGUAGACUUACAGAUGAGAGUGUGGGGUUAUGGAAAAAAAUCCUGAGUGCAAAAUACAAUAGGGAGGGACACAAUUGGAGCAGCUGGAUGAGGGAAGGCAGUAAGGGAGGGUCAUAGUGGUGGAGAGACAUUGGUGGUAUAAAUCAAGUGUUAUUUG